AUGGCAGAAUCAGACAGUAAACUAUCAGGUGUUAAUAUAUGCACUAUUAAACCCACAUCUAAACUGCAAUUGGAUGAAAACAUAGCAGCAUAUUUAGAGAAUAGGCAUUUAGUGAGGGAUAAACACAUUGUAGCAUGUCAAAAUGAUAAAAUAGAAAGUAUUGUCACUAAUUAUGUGAUAGCUAAACAAAUACUGAGCAAUAUGAGAUGGCAGGAGAAGCUUCUAUAUAAACAUGUAUGUAGUACUUGGCUUUCUGCAAUCAAUGCUCUGAGGAAGGAACAAUUAUGCCCUGUUGAUUUUUCAAUAAAACAGGGUCAUAUAAAACAGUCAUCUACAUUUUCUAAUGAACCAUUAGCUGUGUUUACUUUCAUGAAUGUAACAGAGUUUCCUAAGACAAUUAGCUGUAAGAAUAUGUCUCCUUGUUGUUGUGAUCCACCAUGUGGAAAGAAUCAUCUUGUAAUUGAUGCUAUCCACAAAUUGUCAACGGCACCAAAAGAAUGUAUGAUGGGAGUCAAAGCGUUAUAUGUAGCAUAUAUGCCUUUACCUAACUCAAACACAACAGAAAAUACGCUUACAUCAACACAGUGUAGCCUGUCUUCGUUCACUGGAGGAAUCUUUAUACCUGUUAUACCUAAUGUCAAGUUUCAUAUGAUCAACUUAAAAGACUAUAAGCAAAUGAAACAACAAUUUUAUACAGCUGUUGAUGAUAUUGUUAAAGAUAACAUAAUUAAAGGGCUUUUAGUGUUUGUGACAGAUAAACAUCUUUUAAAUUCUGUUGAAGAUGUUGUCUUUUUCAAUCAUGUAAAGGAAGUGCAACCUGAUAUACCAUAUGCAAUGGGUGGCUGCAUUUGUGAAGAUACAGUGUGCGAUUCAAAUGAUAUAAAUCAUUUGGUGAGCGACACUUCGGGGGAUGCAGUAAGCGACAAUCUUAUAUCUAUUGGCAUAUUCACAAUACCCAAGAAUACUGAAAACGAAAGCAAUUUUGAUAUGUUUUCAUUAAUAAUUGAAUCUUCUGAGUGGGACAAGCAAAAGAUACAUUCGUCUCUUGCACAGUUUUCCAAGUCUGUCCCACGGUUUGAGCAUAGUGUUUGCUUCAAGCUUGCUUGUAUAGGUCGAGACCGGAAACACAAAUUUGAGCAAGACACAUUCCGAUCAGUAUUCCCAGACACUCCAUUAGUUGGUUGCUAUGGCAAUGGGGAAUUGGGUGUUGACCACCCGGCAAAACCUAUUCCAGAGAAGCCAAAGAGAUUACGGCGUUCUGUAGGUCCACAAUUCGGUAUAAUUUAUUCAUACUCCACUGUCUUUGUUUAUAUGGGCUGGGGAAAGAAUACAUUACCGAAAACUUAAAUUUUUUAUACAGGUUUUAGUAAUGUAGUGGUACUAGUUGAUAUUAUGACUAUUCUAGGACUAUUUAUGCAAGUCAAAUUUUCAAGGGUAUACCGGGUUAACAGUACCCACUCCGGGUUUUGUCCAGUUCAUGCACCUUCAAUAUGAAUCCUUAGUACCUUAGAUUUAGUUUUCAUACAUAUAUUAAACUAUUAGUUAUAUUUCAAAUUAAAUACCUACACUGUUUUGUUUUAUAAGAACUUUGUUAAGUAGAUAUAUAUCAACAUAGAGUGUUCAUCCCUAACACAGGUUCUCGAACAUAAAAGGGAUGUACUAAAAUGUAGAUUUAAGACUAUUUACUUAAUAAAUAAAUUUUUGAUUUGAUUUGAAAUAGUUAAUAUGAUUAUUCGGUAUUGCAGAAAUGGCUUUAAUAUUUUUAGUUGUUUACAGAAAUAUUUGCAGCUCCAAUACUGAAUUAUAUAGUGCUGGACGCUUAUUCGAUUUUGUUUGAUAGAUUUAGUUGUUUAUUUAUUAAAUUGCGAGUCAUUUUUGUAUUCACAUAAUACUUGGUUUAAUCAAAACAUAUAUUCAAUUGUAUUUUAUCAUAGACUAGAUACUGGUAUGCUUAGAUUCGAUUCCCUGUUAAGCGUAGACUUCUUUCACAUUUUUAUAUUACUUAUGGUAUAAAUAUUUUAAGAGUAAUAUAUUAAUGUUAUUCUCUAGGCAGUUUGUUACGACUAUAUUAAUUUAAUUUCCGAAUAGAAAUUGUGCCUCGUAGCAGCGCAGGGAGGUGAACAUAACGCUUUUAUAUAUUAUGUUAUUUGGUUAAAUGUAUGAAGUGUAAGAAUUCAUGGUGUUUUUAAAUUUUUACAUUUUUGUAAACGGCCCUGUAUGUAUAGUAUAAGCAAUAAAUGUGAUCAAUGAAA
This is a messenger RNA of Pieris rapae (cabbage white), 2252 nucleotides long. RefSeq lists its product as uncharacterized. The transcript has 4 exons. NCBI's taxonomy places the organism in Eukaryota, Metazoa, Arthropoda, Insecta, Lepidoptera, Pieridae. The record is from RefSeq and is a predicted model, not a curated record. Bases 1 to 1347 code for a protein of 448 amino acids.